This is a messenger RNA of Tarenaya hassleriana, 1426 nucleotides long. Its product is annotated as probable CCR4-associated factor 1 homolog 7. Lineage: Eukaryota; Viridiplantae; Streptophyta; Magnoliopsida; Brassicales; Cleomaceae. Bases 392 to 1216 code for a protein of 274 amino acids. The transcript has 3 exons. Gene Ontology annotation, molecular function: poly(A)-specific ribonuclease activity; nucleic acid binding. Gene Ontology annotation, cellular component: CCR4-NOT complex; P-body; CCR4-NOT core complex. The record is from RefSeq and is a predicted model, not a curated record.
GGAAAUGUGAAAUUCGAUUUUUACCGUUUUCCGAGAAAAAUCUUCUUCCCUUCAAUAAACGCCACCACAUCCUCGGAAAACCCUAGCCACGCACGCCUCAUUCUCCAGAAUCUUCCAUCUCCUUCGCUCUGCUUCCCAGUUGUGCCUGUGUGCGUGAAUACGCGGGAUCUGAUGUCUUGAUGUUUGGUUCCGUCAGACUGAAUUUAGUGAUUCCUGGGCGAUUUAGUUCUGAUUUGGUGAUUUCGGUAUUGCUUAUUGGUGUUGUAUUCAUCGCAGAUGGGAUCGGAUCUUGUGUUAGAUACGUUCUAGGGUUUCGAUUUCUUCCGUCUCCAUCGCUUCCCAGAUUCUUCUGAACUUCGUAGCCGAACCUUUUGGACCGUCGGCAGGAGAGAUGUCGCUGUUUCUGAAGGACGACUCGAUCCAGAUUCGCGAGGUCUGGAACGAUAAUCUGGAGGAGGAGUUCGCUCUGAUCCGGAGAAUCGUAGAAGAUUUCCCGUACGUCGCCAUGGACACCGAGUUCCCCGGAAUAGUUUGCAGACCUGUCGGGACCUUCAAGACGAGCAAUGAUUACAACUACGAGACCUUGAAGACGAACGUGGACAUGUUGAAGCUGAUUCAGCUCGGACUUACCUUCUCCGACGAGAAAGGCAACCUCCCCACAUGUGGAACCGACAAGUACUGCAUCUGGCAGUUCAAUUUCCGGGAAUUCGACCUCAACUCCGACAUCUUCGCCCGCGAUUCCAUCGACCUUCUUCGUCAAUCAGGCAUCGAUUUCGCCAAGAACAACGACAAUGGCAUAGAUUCCAGGAGAUACGCAGAGCUCUUGAUGUCGUCGGGAAUCGUUCUCAACGAGAACGUUCACUGGGUGACAUUCCACAGCGGGUACGAUUUCGGGUACUUGCUGAAGCUCCUGACAUGCCAGAAUCUGCCGGAGAAAGCAUCAGGGUUCUUUGAGCUGAUCAAGAUAUAUUUCCCAAUGGUUUACGACAUCAAACACCUGAUGAAGUUCUGCAACAGCCUUCACGGCGGUCUGAACAAGCUGGCCGAGCUUCUUGAGGUUGAACGUGUCGGAAUCUGUCAUCAGGCAGGUUCGGACAGUUUGCUCACAUCAUGUACUUUCUGGAAGCUGAAGGAGAAUUUCUUCAGUGGCUCUAUGGAGAAGUAUUCUGGGGUUUUGUAUGGAUUAGGGGUUGAGAAUGGACAGGUCGCUCGCUGAAAUCAAUCAAGUAAUCAAAUUACAAAAGCUUAAAGAAAAUGAAUCUUUCCUUAGAGAACGAAUGAGAGAUCAAAUAUAUAAUCUCUCUGUUUAUAUUUGUUUCUUAACAUAUCUUUUUGUUCGUGCCUUGCAAUUGUUCUCUGAAUAGAAAUAGCAUUGGCUCUGUAUAUUGUUUUAUCAUUUAUAUCUCAAAAGGGUUUUACGUUACUU